UAUUCUUUUCUUUUGACACCUGUUCUUCUUUCUUCUCUCUUGUGACUUGUUUAUUUUUGUAGUGAAUUGUUGGCUCUCUUCUCGAGUAGUGAUCUUGUGACUUGGUUUUUGUAGUGUUCUUCUUAAUUAACCAAUUGUUUUUCUUCAAAACAUGUGCUUCUGUAAUACAACAAUCAAAGCAAGAGACGAAGAAAAAAAAAAAGCAUAUACUUCUUAUUGAAUUCUUGAAUACUUUGUUUAGUUGUUUUGUUUUGUUUCUUUUUACAAUUUGAGGAAACGAAAUGGAUUCGAAAUUCCAUGCUUUUAUGUUCCCCUGGUUUGCUUUUGGUCAUAUGAUUCCCUUUUUACAUCUUGCAAACAAACUAGCUGAGAAAGGUCACCGAGUUACAUUCUUGCUACCUAAGAAAGCUCAAAAGCAGGUGGAACAUCACAACCUGUUCCCAGAUAGUAUUGUCUUUCACCCUCUCACAGUCCCUCAUGUCAAUGGCCUCCCUCCUGGUGCCGAGACAACCUCGGAUAUCUCAAUCUCAGAGGAUAAUUUAUUGUCCGAAGCCUUAGAUCUCACUCGCGGUCAGGUUGAAGCUGCGGUUCGUGCUUUGAGACCGGAUUUGAUCUUUUUCGAUUUUGCUCUCUGGAUUCCAGAAGUGGCUAAAGAGCUUAUGAUCAAGAGUGUGAGUUACAUCAUAGUAUCUGCAACAACGAUAGCUCAUACACAUGUCCCUGGUGGUUCAUUAGGUGUUCCCCCGCCGGGUUAUCCUUCAUCGAAGGUUCGUUUCGGUGAAAACGAUGCUCAUGCCCUAGCAAAAUUGUCGAUCUUCUACAAGAGACUUUAUCAUCAGAUCACUACUGGUUUUAAGAGAUGUGAUAUCAUUGCACUGAGGACAUGCAAAGAAAUCGAAGGUAAAUUCUGUGACUAUAUAGCGCAUCAAUACCAAAAGAAGGUUCUCUUGACUGGUCCAAUGCUCCCUGAGCCAGACACAAGUAAACCACUAGAAGAACACUGGAGUCAUUUUCUGAGCGGGUUCCCACCACGUUCAGUAGUGUUUUGUGCACUUGGCAGCCAAAUCGUUCUUGAGAAGGAUCAAUUUCAAGAACUCUGCUUAGGGAUGGAGUUGAUAGGUUUACCCUUUCUUUUAGCGGUAAAGCCACCGAAAGGAUCAUCAACGGUCCAAGAAGGUUUACCAGAAGGGUUCGAAGAGCGAAUGAAGGGGCAUGGUGUGGUUUGGGGAGGAUGGGUGCAGCAACCUUUGAUAUUGUCUCAUCCAUCAGUAGGCUGCUUUGUGAACCAUUGCGGUCCCGGAGCAAUAUGGGAGUGUAUCAUGAGUAAUUGCCAAAUGGUUUUGCUUCCAUUUUUAAGUGAUCAAACUCUCUUCACAAAACUGAUGACCGAGGAAUUCAAGGUCUCUGUAGAAGUGUUGAGGGAAAAAACAGGAUGGUUUUCAAAAGAGAGCUUAAGAGAUGCGAUCAAGUCUGUGAUGGAUAAAGACAGCGACCUCGGGAAGCUAGUGAGGAGUAACCACGCUAAUUUGAAGGAGAUUCUUGUAAGUCCUGGAUUAUUGACUGGUUACGUGGAUAGCUUUGUCGAGGCAUUACAAGAGGAACUGAACUGAUUAGUGAUUACUGAUUUACUGUAUGUUGAAGACUUGUAAUAAUAUUAUAUCCAUAUUUUAAGGUUGAGAGUUGAGACGCUUUUAGAUUUU
Molecule: messenger RNA, 1700 nt
Organism: Camelina sativa (false flax)
Lineage: Eukaryota; Viridiplantae; Streptophyta; Magnoliopsida; Brassicales; Brassicaceae
Source: RefSeq, a predicted model, not a curated record